Messenger RNA from Eublepharis macularius, 6764 nucleotides. RefSeq names its product SECIS binding protein 2 like (gene SECISBP2L). The coding region runs from base 200 to 3496 and encodes 1098 amino acids. Gene Ontology annotation, molecular function: selenocysteine insertion sequence binding; ribonucleoprotein complex binding; mRNA 3'-UTR binding. The transcript has 18 exons. Gene Ontology annotation, cellular component: ribonucleoprotein complex. The record is from RefSeq and is a predicted model, not a curated record. Lineage: Eukaryota; Metazoa; Chordata; Lepidosauria; Squamata; Eublepharidae. Gene Ontology annotation, biological process: selenocysteine incorporation.
AACCGGGUCUCGUUCGAGCGCCGCGUCAGCCGCAACCCCGUCGCUGCCUGCGAGCGGAAGCCGGUCCGUGAGGAGGGAAGGAACGAUGGGGGGAGCGGCCUUCGGCCCCCUCUGCGCCUAACUGGAGCCGCCGCCGCCGCCGCCGCCUCCUCCUCCUCCUCCUCCUCCCCACCCCGGGCCCGCUGUGGCAGCUGGAGCCAUGGACAAAGCCGUCGGGGGCCAGAAUGUGAAACUGUCUGCUGAGGUAGAACCAUUCAUUCCUCAGAAGAAGACUCCUGAUACACUCAUGAUGCCGGUGGCGCUGCCUCACGACAGUGGAAGUGUGACUGGUGUGGAACCAACUCCGAUUCCCAGCUAUCUGAUCACUUGCUACCCAUUUGUUCAAGAAAACCAGUCUAACAGGCAACUUCCACUAUAUAAUAAUGACAUCAGGUGGCAACAGCCUAAUCAGAACCCUGCCGGGCCGUACCUUGCAUAUCCCAUUAUAUCUGCUCAGCCACCGGUGUCAAUAGAGUAUACCUAUUACCAGCUGAUGCCAGCGCCAUGCGCUCAAGUCAUGGGCUUCUGUCACCCGUUCCCGGCGCCAUACUCUGCUCCCUUCCAGGCGGCAAGUACUGUGAGUACAGUGGCAGCAGAAUGCACAGAUCGUCCAACCCAGCCAAGUCAGGUCUUCCCAUUGUGUAGACAGAGGAGCAGAAGUGCCACCAGGGGACCAGCCAUGCAGAAACAGCAGCAGCAGCCUUCACAGGUGCACAUAAGAACCAAGAGGCCUCCAGUGAAAAGUGUUGCUACUCAAAAAGAGACCAGUGCAUCGGGCCCUGAGAGCAGACCAAAAAUCGUGUUGCUUGUGGAUGCUUGUCAGCAAACAGACUUCCCCUCAGAGAUAGCCAACAAGUCGCUUUCAGAGAGCAUGGCCACGAUGCACUGGAAACCAAAAGCCAGGCGGCGGCGAACCUCUCACCCAGCCGAAUCCUCUAGUGAGCAAGGGGCCAGUGAGGCAGAUAUUGAUAGUGACAGUGGUUACUGCAGUCCUAAAUACAGCAACCAGGCUGCAGCUGUGACCUCGAGAAGUGCAGACUCCAUCGCACCAAAUAUUGGAGAGCCAUCAGUACAUUCAGGUGGUGUCUCUUGGGCCAAUGUCAGCUCCCAGGCUACUCAGAAAAAGCCCUGGAUAGAGAGAGCUCCAUCUUUCACCAGAGGGGGAAGGCAGCCUGAGCAUCGUAGUAAUUCACAGCCUGCCUUUCGAUGCAGGGGGCAUAGCACUUCGUCGGAGAGAAGACAGAACUUGCAGAGACCUGUACCAGGAAGCCCAUCAGACAGAAAAGACCAGAGUCCUGAGCCUUUAUAUUUUCAGGAUGAAGAAGAAUUUCCAGAAUUAAAUAGCGACAGUGGAAACUCUAAAAGUGCUAAUAUGCAGCAGAAACAUGCUCCAAAAGUGUUGGAUGACUUGCCUGAGAAUUCCCCAAUCAACAUUGUACAGACUCCAAUUCCAAUCACUACCUCUGUUCCAAAGCGGGCCAAAAGUCAAAAGAAGAAAGCGCUGGCUGCGGCGUUGGCCACCGCUCAGGAAUAUUCGGAAAUCAGCAUGGAGCAGAGGAAACUGCAGGAAGCAGUUUCGAAAGCAGCUGGGAAAAAGAGUAAAACGCCUGUGCAGUUAGACUUGGGGGACAUGCUGGCAGCCCUUGAAAAACAGCAGCAAGCUAUGAAAGCUCGCCAGAUCACCAAUACCAGGCCCCUCUCAUACACAGUUGGUAGCCCGGCUCCUUUUCAUGCUAAAGAACCCGCUAACCGAAAAUCCUUAGCUAAAGGUCAGCCUUCAGUGGGUUGCCUCAAUCCGUUGGAUUCCACUGCCCCCAAAGUAAAACGAGGGAAGGAGAGAGAGCUUUCAAAGUUGAAGCGUCCUACAGCACUGAAGAAGAUUAUCUUGAAAGAGAGAGAAGAGAAGAAAGGCCGCUUGUCUGUCGAUCAAAGCCUUCUGGGGGCUGAUGAAGAGCAAGAGGUUCCUUUGGAUCUGACUGCCAACCAGUCAGAAGAAUUAGCAUCUCAAGAAGAAACUGGUCUGAGCGUGCCUAGUGAUGCCUCUCUCUCUCCAGCAAGCCAGAACUCUCCUUACUGCAUGACUCCGGUCUCCCAAGGCUCUCCUGCCAGUUCAGGGAUAGGGAGUCCCAUGGCAUCUUCGACCAUAACCAAAAUUCACAGCAAGAGAUUCAGAGAGUACUGUAAUCAAGUUCUGAGUAAAGAAAUAGAUGAGUGCGUGACUCUCUUGUUGCAAGAGCUCGUCAGCUUCCAAGAACGCAUUUACCAAAAAGACCCCAUGAGAGCGAAAGCAAAGAGGAGGCUUGUGAUGGGUCUGCGAGAGGUCACCAAACAUAUGAAACUCAACAAGAUCAAGUGCGUCAUCAUUUCUCCGAACUGUGAGAAAAUCCAGUCGAAAGGUGGAUUGGAUGAAGCCCUGUAUAAUGUAAUCGCCAUGGCACGGGAGCAAGAAAUUCCUUUUGUUUUUGCUCUUGGGCGUAAAGCUCUUGGCCGCUGUGUGAACAAGCUAGUUCCAGUGAGUGUGGUGGGAAUCUUCAAUUACUCCGGUGCGGAGAAUCUGUUCAACAAAUUGGUGUCGCUAACUGAGGAGGCCAGGCAGGCCUACCGAGACAUGGUUGCAGCAAUGGAGCAAGAGCAGGAAGAGGCCUUGAAGAACAUUAAGAAAGUGCCCCACCACAUGGGGCAUUCUCGGAAUCCUUCUGCAGCAAGCGCCAUUUCAUUCUGCAGUGUUAUUUCCGAGCCUAUCUCAGAAGUGAAUGAAAAGGAGUACGAGACCAACUGGAGGAACAUGGUGGAAACAUCUGAUGGACUGGAAACUGCUGAGAACGAAAGAGAGGCCUGUUGUAAGGUCACUGCUCCAGAAAAACCUGGCAACCCUAAGGUGGCAGUGGCAGCAAGUGCUGCCGUGACAACGGCUGCCAACAAACAGCUCUGUCUAGCCACAGUCGGGAUCACCUCCGUCACAGUUUAUGGGAAAGCACUGGGUGGGAAAGAGGAAGUGAAGCCAGAUGACCUGGAAUGGGCCUCACAGCAAAGCACAGACACAGGGUCCUUAGAUGGCAGUUGCAGAGAUAUUUUGAACUCCUCCAUGACCAGUACAACCAGUACUCUUGUCCCAGGAAUGCUUGAAGAAGAGGAGGAUGAGGAAGAGGAAGAAGAAGAUGACUAUACGCACGAACCUAUAUCCGAGGAAGUUCAGCUCAACAGUAGAAUUGAAUCUUGGGUCUCUGAGACCCAACGGACUAUGGAAACACUCCAGCUUGGGAAGAGCCUCAGUAGCACAGAGGAUGAUAACAUUGAGCAAAGCGAGGAGGAAGAACUAGAAACCCCCGAGCAAGUCGAUUCGGUGAUUGACAGUGAAGAAUGGACGACAGAUAAGCAGGCAUGUAAAUCCCAGCAGAAUCUCACCUCCUGCGGUCCUCCGGAUACCAAAUGUACAGACUCUAACUAUAUACCAUAAACGCAAGCACACAAACUCAGGAAACUGUAAUAUUUUAAAAACUUAACUGUUGUAAGGAUUUGCAGCCAUGGCUUUACAUGCUUCAUCUCGGCAUUUUGCACUGUGUCAUGUUUAAUAUGCAUAUUUAAUUCACAACAUAAAUAUUUUUUGUAGCUGUCUUUAUUACUUUUUCCAUUAUGAAUCUAGUGUGUGUGUUUAAGGAACAUAUGUCUCUCUUCCCCCCCCCCAUCCCGAAAGCAUAAUGUGUGUGGAAACUGUCAAUAGGUAUCUUUUUGUGUUCAGGAUAGAAUACUACUUUAUAAGUGAUCAUUAUGCAAAAUUCGAAGAUGAUAAAAAUUUUUCUUAUCUGUGUUUUAAGCCUGGCAACAGUGACCAAUACUAGCUUUGUUAUUUAUUGCUUAUCCUGAAAGUAUUUGGCUGUAUAUUAUAAUGUACCAGCAUUGAGAACAGAAUGAACUUAUUAGCAGGCAAGGACGUCAGGUAUUAGACUGACCUUGCUUACAAGACAGUUAGAAAAAUGACUGGCUAAUGUGCCUCUGCCUCACUGCCCUCCUAGGAUAUGUGCUUGAGAAAUAAUACUCUUGAGCUGCUGGUUGUAACCUGCUAAAACACAUUUAGUAAGGCAUUCUAAGAUAUUAACUACUUUUAACACUGUCACCAUGUCUGUAAAGACCACAGCGAGGGGAGUUGAUCGCCACAGCAACUUUAGGGUUUUUUUUCCUUAGUUUGAUUGGUAUCUUGGUUCUUUACUUAUCUCAGGAAUGUGAAUACAUUUUCGUAAGUGGUAUGUAAAAAAAAAAUAUAAAAAAUGCCAAGUUGAAGAAUUGGAUCCUAACUCUCUUCAGUGGACAGCAAGGAAGAUACUGUGGUUCAGUUUAGUAGUGGAGGUGAGGGGGGGGGGGUCGUGUCUUAGCAUGCAUUAGGCCUGACUGUGUCUUGCCUUUGGAUCAGUCGUAAGAGUUUUUUGUUCUUAAGAAUAUGAACUCUUCCAUUCUGUAGCAUUACAUAUGCCAGAGGAAAAAGGUCUUCAAAAUGGUAAGAGGCAGAAGUGAUUGAUUCAGUGAAGAGAAUUCAUUGAUUUAGAAAAGAGCAUUUCAGACUUCUUUACAGGGCUCUUAAUUUACUGAAAAUAAAAGAUUUAUCUAACUUUUGCAUGCUUUGAUUCCCCCCAGUUGUGCUUAGUAAUAAGCAUCAGUGAAAGUACCCCAAGUAAGCUGCAUGAAUUCUAAUGGUGAAUGUAGGGUUUUGGUGGUUUUAUUAUUCAUUAGUAGUGCAAAACCACACACACACCAUGAACUUUGGAACAUCCAGUGAGAAAAUACUUCACACUUGGUGCUGUUCACUUAAUUAUUUUGGACCAACAGUUUUAAGCAUUUUCAAAACUAGUUUAUAUUGUACAGGGUCGGGGAGAGAAAAUCAGACAUAGUGUUUUAAGAUCUUAUACUGCUGUUACAAAAUGAGGGGUGAUGUAGUAGGGAAAAAGCCAGUGUGCUAAGUAGUUUCUGGGCACAAGCUAAACAGGAAAAAGUCUUGAGUUCUGAAAUGACUGUAUACAUCCUGCCACUGGAGUAUUCAAAAAUUGGUCUCUGUUCCACCCACCUCUUUUUUGGGAGGUAGUAAUUCAAAAUGCCUAUUUCUGGAUUUGGUGCUUUCAGAAACAAUCUGGCCCUAGAUUGUGUUAAGAUGCUUGGCAGCUUCUUAAAUAGUAUAGCCAGUUUCUCGGUUAUGGACUAAUAUAGGGUUCCAAGUUCUGUAAAUGAGCUCAGUUAUCUCACAAUGUAUUAUGUGGAACUCCUCCCCAGCCCCCCGCCCCCCAGUUGUAGCAGAACUUUGUGGGGCAAGAAGGACACCAGUCCUCCUCCAGUCUGGUAAGUGGCCGCAGUACAACAGUUGGGAAUAAAUGAGAUUUCGUGCAUGUGUGUGAGAAGAAUGUUAGUUUGUAUUCUACAUUAGGAAAGGUUUUCCAGUGUUGUGCAAUGAGGGUUCUGUGUUUGUGUGUGUGUAUGUGUGCGUGCGUGUAUAUAUUUAUAUAUUGUCUCCUCUAAUUGUCUCUGUUCCAUUUCUUUUGAUAAGUUACCUUUAAACGCCAAGGUAGCUUUGUGUGUUAUGUAGUACAAUUUCGAUAUUGGCACAGACAGUUUUAAGUUCUUACACACUGAAAGAAGGCUAUUUUUGCUAUGGUAUGUGGAUACAGUUUUUAGGACAAGUUCAGCAAGUAUUUACUCUGCUUAAAUACCCUGUCUAGUGAUCUUUAUUAGAGGUAACAUUGGAAGAAGGGGGCUUUGCGGGGGGGGAGAGGGUGUGAUGUGUCAGAUGGUCAUUAAAAUGGAUUGUUUGGGGUGACUGUGCUUUUAAAAGUAUUUAUAAACCUCCAGUAUUUUGUAAAGCUAUCUUUCCAUGGGAAACAGAAGCACAAGGUGGGUCCAAGCACAAAUGUCUUGGAUAGGUAUAAUGUCUGUAGGCUGUUAUGUUCCAGACAGCCAACAAACCCCGUGGAAUCAAUUUCCCUCUACCUUCCCGUUUUAAAUUUUAAACAGUGUAUUUAACAGAUUUGCAGCUUGAUCCGUGAAUGGUUAUAUUGGACCACUGUUUUUAAAAUUAAAAAAGAGGGAGAUCCUUUGGCAAAUGCACUUGUAUGAAUUCUGAACACAACACACGGGAGAAACCUGGAAUGUUCUUUGGGUGGCUGGACAGACACACGUGUCAUUGAGCCAGUUCUUUAACUGCAAGUUGUUAAAUGUUAGUAGCACGUGGGCAAAAAAAGCAUUGUUUGGAAAAGCUACUGUUUGCUGAAAUUGUCACAGUGUUUUGGGUCUUAUUUUUGAAGUUGUGCCAACUAAUCAAGUCAAUCAACCAGAUUUUAGUCACUAAUUCAAUAUAUAUAUACCAUUUUAAAAAAAGUAACAGCCAUAAUGGAAAUUGUACAGCGCUCUACCCAGUCUUAACACACAGAAAUAAUAAGAAAAUGUCUAUUAAAUCAAUUAACAGUUUAAAUUUAACAGUCAGUAGAAGUGGCACAGUCCAAUUAAUGUUCAUAUGUGGUUAAUGUAUCAUUUUUUAAAAAGAGACUGUAAUAAAGUAAUGUCUGUCAAUCUUUGAUACCUUCAUGUUUGUAGUAACAAAACUUAACAAAAUCAUUACAAAUUGCACCAUUAAGAGGUUGCCUGUUUCCCUUUUAUGAAGAAUAAUUGUUCUAUCAUACUUUUUUUGAAGUAAUAACAGCUUUUUGCACUAUGUAAAUACUAGUAGGAAUUCUUCCAUAAUUAAU